This is a messenger RNA of Trypanosoma conorhini, 1785 nucleotides long. RefSeq lists its product as uncharacterized. Lineage: Eukaryota; Euglenozoa; Kinetoplastea; Trypanosomatida; Trypanosomatidae. The record is from RefSeq and is a predicted model, not a curated record. The transcript has a single exon. Bases 1 to 1785 code for a protein of 594 amino acids.
AUGGGGACUGCGGAGCCGCUGCCGGACUGUCGUGACGUGGGGCUGUUUCGCGCACAAGCGCAAGGUGCAGCCGCGCCCAACGCGACCACUCCAGAGGCGACAGAUGGAGACACCAACUUCACAUGUCUGCUUCGCUCUGGGACGGCCGUGGUGGCGCUGCUGGGCUCAGCGGAGGGAAACUAUUUAAGUCCCCUGCGAGACCCCGUGCGGUUCGCCGUGCCGCGUGCUUCUCCCGCGGCAACGAAGUUGGACAAUAGUCGAGUUGCAUCAUUUCUUCUUAGGGUACGGCAAACUUUAUCUCGGUUUUCUGCCUUUCCAUGGGGCGAUCCAGCCGCCGUGGAGCGCUUCUUCUUUCGGCGUCGGUUCCGAGUUGCUUUUGAGAUAGAUGCUUCUCCAGGUGGAAUGACAAGUCGCAACCAACUCCUUAGUCGGGCAGUCUUUGAUCGCAUUCGCGCCACUUCCUUUGCACCCACAGCGGAGUUGGUAGGAAAAACGGGGAAUAGCUCUGUCGGAGAGGUUCGACUUGGCUGCAACUUUGAUAAAAUGCUAGAAACGUAUCAAGGUGUUUCCAAGACUCCGUCGCUCAUUUCGCGGAUGGUCAGCGAGGGUGGCUUCGGCGUCCUGCUUUCCGUUUUAUUUGGUGGUAAUGGCUUUGCUAAUACUAUUAGCAGUACGGCUAGGAAUAGUGGGGAAGCGUCUUCCGGGGUUUUGUCGUCUGCCGAACUUGGGACGGCGUACGUUUUCGAGGAACUUGGCCCAAACGGGAGAAGCAGCCGGUGGUUGCCAUCGUGGGUGGCGGCGUGGCUGGGCACUCGGCCCAUGGCAUCCACAGAAGCACUCUUGCGUGGAACAGAAGGCCGGCACCAGUUCGCGUACGAAGUUGAAUUGCCUGUCGCAAGUCCAGUAUGUCUUCGUCUGGCGGCUGCCCAUGCUCAAGGGCUUUCGCUGCACGUAGAGGAAACCCUUGUGUUUGAUAUUUUUUGGUUAAAGGUUAUGCUUCUUCUGUGCUUAAUCUGGUUCUUGCAACCCUGGGUAGAAGAUGUUCCGGCCUUUCAGAUAUUACUCGCUGGCGUAGGCGGAAUCAUUGUCCUGGUGGGGUUUUUGCUCAUCUUCCUCUUUCGGAAGCUGCAGAAUAUGACACUGGGGAAAAUUGGUCUUUUAGCACUUGUAACGAUGGGUGGUUUCUCUGCGCUUGCCGAAAGUCUUUUGAGUGCGUACGCCGCUUUUAUUUACUCCUAUUUUAACUACGACGAGAAUUCGGACCUGAUUUUCCACCUCACGUGUGUGCUUCUUGUGAUUGGCUUGGCCUGUGGCCUCUUUGCCAAGUUUUUCUGGGCGAGCUAUCUUUUUUCACUGACACGAUGGACGCUGCGGUGGACCCAAUUUGGGGUCAUCGCAUGUGCCGCGAUGCAGAACCGUGAGGCAACACUUCUCUUUCUUGUGGUGGCCUUUGCCUUCUACCCGCCCAGGCUGCUCCGGUUCAUACUGUGGUGCUCGCGGUCGUACGAGCUGGAGAACCGAGAGAACGAACCACAGGAGAGUUUUCCCGGCUCCGCGAGGCGCGAGGUGGCGUACGCGCCGCCUCUGUGUGUUGAGGGCUUCAUUGGCGGCUCUCGGGCGCUUAGCUCGGAGGAGAAGCUUCGCCUGUACGACGCCCUCGGGAACGAAUACACGCAGCGUGCCCUUGCGCAUCUUGCGGACGCCGUGAAGGAGGAUCCCAGGCGGUAUGCGUCACGCCUGAAGAAUCCCAAGGAAGUCAUGAAUUGGGCACGACACUACAAGUAG